UAUUAAUCCUCAAUCCUCAAUCCUCAAUCUCUCUUUAUCCGCCUAUCACUAGCUGGCAUACUGGCUCUGUUCGGAUCUCUCCCCUUUAUUUGGAUUCACGUCUGAUUUUCGGCUCCUGCCUCUCUUUGAGCUGCUAUCAUUCAUCAUCAUAUUAUAACCAUCCGUAUUCCACUUUGCAGCUGUUUGCAUCACAACCUUGCCCCCAGUCGAUAAAGCUUGCUGCAAGCUCUCUUCCAUCUUAAGCAGCUUAAUACGCCCUUCUUUUCUCGUGUUCAUCCUCGAAUUUCAACUAAACGUCAUCGAAAACGCUCUUUGCCCGCCAUGGACGGCGAUGUGGUGGCCCAGUUCACUGAGAUCACCGGCUCGAGCCCUCAGCUGGCGACUCAGUAUCUGCAACUAACCGAUUUCAACAUUGAGCAGGCCAUGCAGCUUUAUUUCGAAAAUGGCGGUGCACCCUUGACGGAAGAACCCAUACCAUCAACUUCGGCCCCUCAUGCUGCCCCUCACACUGCGGGGCGCGAACGUGAGUCUGGGAUUGUGAAUGUCGAUUCGGAUGACGAUGUCACGGUGGACGAAGCCCGGUCGGCGCGUCCGAAUCAACACCCGCAGGGUUCUACAUUUGAUGAUGAUGCUGCUAUGGCCCGUCGACUCCAAGAGGAAAUGUAUGGUGGGGAAGAUAAUUCCGAUGGGGUGCGUGCUCCAAUGGCCCGAACGACGGAAACACUUGUCGGCCCAGAGGCAGAGUUGGACGAUGGUGAUAUGCACGCAAGUAUAUUAGGUCAACUACGUGCCCGCCAACGAGGCAAUCGGCCCGGUAUCUUCAACCAGAGAGACAGCGCGUCGAUCUGGACAGGAGACGAUGACGACGACGAAAGGGCCCGUCGUGAAAGACUCUCGGCGGCAACGGGCGGGGCUUCCGACUCGUCAAACAAGUCGAAUAUGCUCGCUGAAAUGUAUCGCCCGCCAUUCGAGAUCAUGUCUAGGCUCCCAUGGGACCUGGCCCGGCAAGAAGGACGCGACACCGAGAAGUGGCUCUUGGUCAACAUUCAGGACUCAUCCGUCUUUGACUGCCAGGUGCUGAAUAGAGAUCUCUGGAAAGACGCGGGCGUUAGGGACACGGUCAAAGAACAUUUCAUAUUCCUGCAAUAUUCCAAGGACGAUCCCCGGGCUUCUCCUUACUUGCAAUACUAUUUCCAGGGCAGCGACGUGUCCGAUAAUUAUCCUAACAUUGCCAUCGUGGAUCCACGGACUGGGGAACAGAUGAAGGUCUGGUCGGGGCCGCCCGUUAUUAAGGCGGCGGACUUUCUGAUGCAGCUUCACGAAUUCCUCGAUCGAUACAGCCUCAAGCACAACGUCCGAAAUCCCGUGGCCAGGCGAAAGCCCGAGCAAAAAGAGAAGAGCAUCGACGCGAUGACUGAGGAGGAGAUGAUGGAGAUGGCCAUGAGGAACAGUCUCGGAACAGAGGCAACGCAGGCUCCUAAGAUGGAGGAUCCAGACGAUCUGACUCGCAGUACCGAGGAUGUCAAGGGCAAGGGCCGAGCUGCCGAUGCGGGGGAUGUCGAUAUGGACGAUCAAGGUGAAUCUGCCGCUAUCGCUGCUUCUCCUUUCUCAUCCAUCCCCGACAAUCGGCCGCACACCGAACCUCCUGCAGACCCUGCCACGACAACGCGCAUUCAGUUCCGCCAUCCGUCCGGGAGGGUAAUUCGGCGCUUUUCGUUGUCUGAUCCUGUUCAGCGCAUAUACGAAUGGCUCAAGGCUGAGCCGCCGUUGCCAGAGAAAGCAGGCGUGGAGUUCGAGCUCAACUCUUUGGGCCGCAACUUGAUCGAUUCCCUCGGUAUGACUGUGGAAGAUGCCGGAUUAAAGAAUGGCACCGUGAUGAUUGGGUUUAUGGAGGAGUAAGGGGAACGGCUUCGACUGAGGAUACGGCAUUUUUCUUAAUUGAUGAGAGACAUUGAUGAAGCUUCCUGGGCGUCCCUCCUGUCCUUUCUUGAUAUUUCCAAGCACUUUCAUCGUAACAUUCGCCCAGGAUGGUUUUAGACAGGGCUGGCAAUUCCUCGGGAUGCUAAGGCUUUGGGAACACUUAUGGUAGAUCAAUUGCAGAUAUGAUAAUAGUGACUAUAUCCUGAUAGAGACUCGAUAGAUACGAGGCGAUACGAUGAGAGAUAAGCUGGACACCGCCCUUUUGACCGCCCGGCAGAAUCAACCCCGCGCGGGCGCCAAUCAGUGGGAUUUCGUCGUAUCGCCCAUCCCUUCCU
This is a messenger RNA of Aspergillus melleus, 2255 nucleotides long. RefSeq names its product DNA-protein crosslink repair co-factor UBX5 (gene ubx2). The transcript has 2 exons. NCBI's taxonomy places the organism in Eukaryota, Fungi, Ascomycota, Eurotiomycetes, Eurotiales, Aspergillaceae. Gene Ontology annotation, biological process: proteasome-mediated ubiquitin-dependent protein catabolic process. Gene Ontology annotation, cellular component: nucleus. Gene Ontology annotation, molecular function: ubiquitin binding. The coding region runs from base 322 to 1899 and encodes 525 amino acids. The record is from RefSeq and is a predicted model, not a curated record.